Messenger RNA from Seriola dumerili (greater amberjack), 1668 nucleotides. Its product is annotated as coronin-2B-like. NCBI's taxonomy places the organism in Eukaryota, Metazoa, Chordata, Actinopteri, Carangiformes, Carangidae. Gene Ontology annotation, molecular function: actin filament binding. The coding region runs from base 10 to 1668 and encodes 552 amino acids. Gene Ontology annotation, biological process: actin filament organization. The transcript has 14 exons. The record is from RefSeq and is a predicted model, not a curated record.
GUCACAAAGAUGUCGUGGCGUUCGUCUUUCCGCUGCUCGAAGUUUCGCCAUGUGUUCGGAAAGCCGGCCACCAAGGAGCACAGCUAUGACGGGGUGCCAAUCACACGCAGCGUUCACGACAACCACUACUGCUCUGCCAAUCCCUGCUUCAUCGCCGUGGUGACUGAGUGCGCCGGGGGCGGGUCCUUUUUAGUCCUGCCCAUCCAUCAUACAGGAAGGGUGGAUCCUCAACACCCACGGGUGUGUGGUCACAGCGGGAGAGUCCUGGACGUCAAGUGGAACCCGUUUGACGAUCACUGCAUCGCCUCGUGCUCAGAGGACUGCACUGUGAAGAUCUGGGACAUCCCGCUCUGUGGCGUCCAACAGAACUUAACCAAGGCCAGGAAGACUCUGAUUGGUCACUCCAGGAGGGUGGGGCUUAUUGAGUGGCAUCCAACAGCUGAGAACCUGCUGCUUAGCUCCGCCUACGACUACAAGGUCCUCCUGUGGGACGUGUCCCAGGUAGAUGCUGUAAUCAGGUACCCGGUCCGGGUGGUUCUGAUGCCCGUCCACCACCGCUACCCGUCCGAGACGCUGCUGCUUUCCGUCAGCUUCAACAGCGACGGCAGCAGGCUGGCGGUCUCGUCCAAAGACAGACGGGUUCGAGUCCUGGACCCGCGGACGGGAAAGAUUUUGCAGGUGUCCAGCAGUAAGUCCCACAGGGCCAGUAAGGUUUUAUACAUCGGAGGGUUGAAGAUGCUUCUGUCCACUGGCAGCUCGCCCUGGAACCACAGACAGAUCGUCCUCUGGGACCCUGACGACUUAUCUGAGCCUCUGUACGAAGAAGAUCUGGACGGGUCUGCAGGAGUUCUCUUCCCGUUCUAUGACCCGGACACCCACAUGCUCUACCUGGCUGGGAAGGGCGACGGGAACAUCCGCUACUACGAACUGAGCGCAGAGAAACCUUACAUUAGCUUCCUGACAGAGUACAGGUCCCUGCUUCCGCAGAAAGGAUUUGGAGUGAUGCCAAAGCGCGGCCUGGACGUGAGCGCCUGUGAAGUUUUCCGCUUUUAUCGCCUGAUCGCUGUGAAAGACCUGGUGGAACCACUGUCGAUGAUCGUCCCUCGAAAAGAGUCAGGUAUUUUCCAAGAGGAUCUGUACCCGAUGACAGCUGGAAACCAGGCGGCCAUGACGGCUCAGGAGUGGCUGUCGGGGAUCAACAGGGACCCAGUCCUGAUUUCCUUGAAGCCUGAGACUCGAGUAGCCAACCCUUACCCAGAAACCCCUGCUGAGAAGGGGCUGGUGAGAAAGCUGAGCAACCUCCGGUUCCAGAUAGGCCCAGCUGUUGGUGCGGUGACUGGGACAAACCUUGAACUCAUGGAAGAGGCCUUCCUUGAGGAGGAGCUGGCCUACCAGGACGCCAAGUACCCCAGAGAUCUGAGCGACCUGUCCGGGUGGCAGCCAGACGAGACCCAGGUCCCGCUGUGGAUGUACUGCUGCACUCCGCAUUGCUGCGAACCUGCAGAGAGGCCGCCACCGACCACCGAAAGCGAGCUCCUGCAAGCGUUUUACAGACAGCAAGACGAGAUCAGAGGCCUGCAGGAACAACUUAAUCAGAAAGAUGUGAGGAUCGCUCAACUGGAGCUGGAGAUCAAAAACACCAGAAACAACAUGAGGGCGACCUUCUGA